ACCGCGCAGAUUAUGGCUGAGUAUGCAGGAGGCUACGUUUCUACUGACUGCCCUUUGUACUACGUCUUCCCGGAUAUGGCUGUCCACGUCGUGUUCCGUCUCUCGCUUUGGAGCCAGCGUUGAUGAUGUCUGACCCUGCCAGGACUGCAUUGCAACUCGCUUGCAUGCCUCAAGGCGUCAGUUUGCUUUGUUUUCUGGCUCUGUGGAGUCCUGUUUGAGAUCUCCGUGAGGUUUUCGGAAAGGGUAGGCGCAUUUUCCUUCUCUGUGAUUCUCAUCUUGUGGUGGUUUCUGGGGGUGGGUUGUAUUCCAAGUUUGGAUCUUGGUACGUCUUGAGAAAUCGAGAGCAGGUGUAUUUAGACUCAAUCUCGGAAUCGGAGAAAUGAACGAAUGAUGCAGCUGACCAGACGGCCAUCAAAAGCAAUUUAAAAAGUUCUUAGCGUAUCGAGUCUCAAUUAUUAUUCUUUUCAUAGAAAGGCGUCGAAUCAGAAUUUAAAAUGGAGGACGGUUUGUCGAUUAUGAAAAAUGGGAGAAUUGUGUUUGGAAGAUCAUCAUCACUGCAACCCGAAGGCAAAGAGGAUCAUCAUGUGAGUGGUACAUCUCCAAUACUGAAUUCAGCCAAGGAUCUUGAACAAGUGGCAGGGAUGCUCUACUGUGCUUGCAAAGGAGACAUUGAAGGACUAAAUCAACUACUCGAAGAAGGCUUGACCGUAGAUGCCGCUGACUUUGAUGGUCGCACAGCAUUACACUUGGCGGCCUGCGAGGGCCAUUUGAAUGUGGUCCAGUUUCUUAUAGACAAGGGUGCUGACGUUAAUCGUGGUGACCGUUGGGGCAGCACACCAUUGGCGGAUGCUAGGCAUUACAACAACGAUGAUGUCUGCAGACUGUUAGAACAGCAUGGCGCUAGAUUAAAAAUCUCAUCCAUGCGAGUGGCUACUACAAAAGAAAUUCCUGAGUAUGAGAUUCUCCCUGAACAGCUCUCUGGCAAAGACACGAAGUAUAAGAUGCCCAAUGGUAGCAAGUAUAGAGUCAGAACGUGGCAUGGAACAAGAGUCGCUGUGAAGGUUCUUUCAAGUGUAGAUUUUACGGAAGAAGCAUUUAAUAGCUUCAGAGAUGAACUUGACCUCUUGCAAAAGAUGAGACAUCCCAACGUGGUGCAGUUUCUCGGAGCAGUUACUCAAAGCAGCCCCAUGAUGAUAGUCACUGAGUUCAUGCCCCAGAUGGAUUUGGCUAAAUAUCUUAAAGAAAAGAAACGUCUGGAUCCGGAAAGGGCAGUGGCGUAUGCGCUUGAUAUUGCCAGGGGGAUGAAUUACUUGCAUGAACACAAACCUGAUCCGAUAAUCCACCGUGCUCUUAAGCCCAGCAACUUGUUGAGGGACGGCAAGCAUUUGAAAGUAGCCAAUUUUAGGCUUAGCCUUCCGAAGUACGAUUCUGCAUCUGAAAAUGGAUCAGAAAAUGUUGGCAGUAACCGGUCUACUGAUUCCCUAACCACGAAGCUCCACAAAGGCUCAUCAUGUCGGUAUAUGGCCCCCGAGCUUUAUCGAAAUGAUCCCGAUUAUGAUAAAAGCGUAGAUGUGUUUUCCUUUGCUCUCAUAGUGCAAGAGAUGAUGGAAGGCUCUACACCAUUCCAUUUUCAACCGCCUGAAGCGGCUGCGAAAUUGUAUGCCAACGAAGAUCAACGACCACCCUUCAGGCACUACGCUCGGCGUUAUCCGUCUGGACUUAGAGAGUUGAUCGAGGAUUGCUGGAAGAAAGUACCAUCUGCAAGACCAAGUUUCAGUGAGAUUAUAGUGCGUUUGACGGAAAUCCAAAAAGGCAUGGGACAAAAGGGUUUCUUCAGAAGUCUCUCAUGUGUAAACCCAUCUCCUGGUCGCGUGAUUUCAUAGUGUUCUCAACACUGCCAAGCAACACAGCUUCGAUAUUCGAAGUCUUUUAUUAGAAGGUAACAUCAACAAAUAUCUGUUUGGCGCCUAGUGUAUCUCUGGAGGUUCAGUCGAGUUGACGAUGUGUUCAGUGGCAAUUGCCUGUCAAUUGAGUAUCAUGAGACCUGCCUUCUACAAUAGCCGACCUGUGCACACGUCUUCACAGUGGGUGUCCUUCUAUCCCCUCAAUUAUGUGACUUCGUCUUUCGUCUCUUCUGAAACUGUUGGGUUAUCCGAUGUAGUUAACUGGCACAAAUAUUGGAUCCCUUGCAAUAUCAGCAUGAACUAAAUAACUAUGAAGUGAAGUGAGGUUAACCACCUUGCAGUGUGGCAAAUGGACUUGCCAAUGUGGUACAUCUUUGUUAAUUUUCUCCAAUUUUUUCAAGCAGUUCUCUUUUCCCCCUUA
This is a messenger RNA of Physcomitrium patens, 2325 nucleotides long. The record is from RefSeq and is a predicted model, not a curated record. NCBI's taxonomy places the organism in Eukaryota, Viridiplantae, Streptophyta, Bryopsida, Funariales, Funariaceae.